This is a messenger RNA of Myripristis murdjan (pinecone soldierfish), 3048 nucleotides long. Its product is annotated as serine/threonine-protein kinase fray2. Gene Ontology annotation, cellular component: nucleus. The transcript has 3 exons. NCBI's taxonomy places the organism in Eukaryota, Metazoa, Chordata, Actinopteri, Holocentriformes, Holocentridae. The record is from RefSeq and is a predicted model, not a curated record. Gene Ontology annotation, biological process: nervous system development; negative regulation of transcription by RNA polymerase II. Bases 803 to 2887 code for a protein of 694 amino acids. Gene Ontology annotation, molecular function: RNA binding; protein binding.
GCAAUGCUAAGGCUCCCACAAUGAGCCUGACUGUAUUACCACUGAGCUCUGUCUAAUUAUACACUCUCUGAGAGAGAGAGAGAGAGAGAGAGAGAGAGAGAGAGAGAGAGAGAGAGAACGAGAGAGAGAGCGAGAGAGAGAGAGAGAGUCAGCAUAUUAGGCAGGGGGAAGAAUAAGUUAUAAAGGGUUACCAUGUUUCAGAGAGAGUUACUAAGAGAGAUGAGCAUAGAUGAGAGUUGCGAGGGUGAAAUAGAAAGUGUGUGUCGGUAAGAGGGAAGGAAAGAAAAAGGGAGGGGGAGUUGGAGAGAUCAAGCAAACGGGGAGAGAGAGUGCACUAAGAGGGAGAGAGAGAGAGAGAGAGAGCUUCAGAGGUGAGAGAGAUAUCGAGAGAGAGAGAGAGAGAGCAAACAGGCAUACAGAGUGUGAGAAGGAGGAGAGGCAGGAAUAGAGUGAAGGGAGGGAAAGCUGAGCAACAGCAAGAGACGGAGAGAGAGAGAGAGAGAGAGAGAGAGAGGAAGAGAGAGAGAGUGAGUGAGAGGAGGAAGAGGCUCGCAGUGUCUAAACUGGAUAUUCCUACGUGCCUGCUGCCGCCUGAUCCAAUGAGUAAACUCUGUGCUACUCGCUACGCAAAGGCACCUAGAGAGGUGAGUGGUGCUUCAGUGCUAAAAAGUCAGCACUGAUCUGACAGUGAUGCUGUGUAGAGGCUCUCCCCUCACUCUGCGCCCCUCGUUCUCCCGUGAGGCCCAUGUGACCUAGCCUACACCCACACACAGGGGGCCCCCACUGCCGCUGGAGCCCACCCAUGAAUCCCAGCCCCGACCGCGGCAAAGAGUGCCUCCCUCCUAAGAAGAGGGAGUCUCGGCAAGGAUCGGCAGAGCAGCACGCCCCUUUGGACGAGUUUAAACCUCCUGUGCCCUUCCGGAGUCGGCCCAGCACAGGGAGAGGGGAGGGAGGCAGGGAAGCCAUUGACAGCGACAGGGCUCUGAUUAACUCAAACCCCCAUCUCCUACCCUCUCCUCCACCCCUCCCUGUCCCAGCCCCUGGGCUCCCCCUGCCUCUACCAUGGCACCUGCCCUACUCUCCAUCUGUCUCUCUUCCACUUUUCCCCGGACAGGUAGGGGAGAGGAGGGGCUCAGGAUCUCCCUCCUGGAGAGAAGAUCCUCUCUCCUCAACACUCCCCCAUCACUCCCGGUGGCUCCGGGGAGAUGGACCCCUCACCUUGCCAGCCUCCCCAUCCUCCUCCUCCUCCUCCUUUAAGACUCCCUUCCCAGCUGAUUCAAGAGAGAUGUGGUCCUAUUUAAACAGCGGCCGACGGGACUACAGCUCCUCUCUGUUCUCCCCGUCACACUUGUUUAGCCAUCCCCCUCUCUACCACACUGACCCCAGCCUAAUCGAAGCCAGACAUAGGUACCUGGUGAAAAGACCCAACGGCUUGGAUGGGCCAGGCAGCAGGACUGCCUCAACCUCCAGGCUUCCCCUCGCAGGAGAGUAUGGGAACGACAGCAGCAGAACCAGGUUGGACAUCAGUCCCCACAGCUCCCACACCAACGGUGGGCGGAGGCAGCAGGAGGACCUGACAGGUCGUGUCCAGUCUGGAGGGGCAUUUUUUUCAGACUCCCAAGCUCAGGAGGGCCAGGAGACACAUUCCUCACUGCAGGACAGGGACACUCAUGGGAUAGUUAAGACCAGCUCAAAUUUACUCUCCAGCAGUCCCCAUCGUCUCGGACCAGACCCCAGGGCAGGUAGAGGAGGAUUGUUGGACCCUCUGGGGGCUCCACCAGCCGAGGCCCAGAUCUAUUACUCCCUACCAUCUGUGUACCACCACACCCCUCAGGCCCAGACGUACCCACUCUACAGCCCCUCAGGAACACCUCUUUACAGGGAGCCAGGCCCCAGGCAGCACAGUCUGAGAAACUCACCACACUCACCACUGAGCCUGCCUAACAGCCAUGACAGGACACAGCGAGACCGGGAGAGAGAGCCGGAAAGAGACCAAGAGAGAGACAGAGAGAGAGACAGAGAAAAAAUCCUAGAAAGAGACAGAGAACGAAGUAAAGACAGGGACAAAGAGACAGACAAAGACAAACAUGACAAAGACAGUGAACGAGAGAGGCGACAGGACAGAGAAAGAGACCGAGGGAGAGAGUUCUCUCCUGGACAGUAUUCCCAUCCUCACACCUCACCCCCUGCCCUUCAACCAUCUCCCCCUGCGCUCCUACCUCACUUCACCAAGGGUUCUCUGAUUGAGUUGGCCAGCGGGCGGCUCAAGCGGGUGGAGGAGCUGCGGACCGAGGACUUCCUGAGGAGUGCGGACACCUCCCCAGAGUUCCACCUCAGCACCUGCACGGUGCUGCUCAUCGCCCCCAGCAACACACAAGGCUUCAGCCACCUGCAGGUCCACCUCACAGACCGCAACACUCAGGAGUUACUGAAGGUCUUGGUGGAGUAUCCGUUCUUCGUGCGGGACCGAGGCUGGUCUUCUUGCUGUCCCCAGAGAACCACACAGCUGUAUGGCUUGCCCUGUCGCCAGCUCGCGGAGGGCGAUGUCUGCCUGGCUCUCACCCCCACACCCACCCAAACCCACCGGACACACGCACGUACUGGCUCCAGGGCCCAUCGCAUGCACUUCCCCUCCAGGGCUGGAGGAGAGUCCCGCAGCUCCCACAGAGAGGAGAUGCCACCUCCACCCCCUCCUCCGCCUCUUCCUCACCACCCACCACCUACAGUUCUGGCACCUCCCCCUGCCCCGACGGUGGACCCUCCCGUUCAGGAGCAGCCACGUCCUCGCAAAAGGCGCUGGUCUGCCCCGGACACCCUGCCCACAACCGGAACUGAUGAAAGCCUCCCGGAUUUACCUCAUGGCUCCAAGCAAAUGAAGUGGCAGUAGAAACUCGCACAUGCAUACAUACACAUAAAUACCUACAUACAUACAUAUGCACACACACACACACACACACACACACAAGCACACACACACCCUCCUUGUCUCUGUUGCACCCAACAAGUCAAACAAUGGAGAGACCUCAAGGCAGGGUUGCAGGGAAGGAA